AUGAUCAGCGAUUUGGAAAAGCUCUGCAACUCCUGCGGAAACCUGCACUGGGGCCUGGAAUAUUCCCUCGCCGGCUGGGACACGCGCUCCAGAGGCUGCAGGGAGAAGCGACAGAGCAGGAGGAAGAGAAGCCUCACACAUAACAGGCUUGUGCUCAGUGUGGGCAGACCAAAAGCAGACCAGAAGCGGACCAGAAGCGGACUGCGCGUCGCCACUGAACCCAGCAAGAGAAUGCGCCAGACGGGACCUGUCCACGGUGACCGGCUGUGA
Molecule: messenger RNA, 270 nt
Organism: Knipowitschia caucasica
Lineage: Eukaryota; Metazoa; Chordata; Actinopteri; Gobiiformes; Gobiidae
Source: the annotation of a GenBank genome assembly